This is a messenger RNA of Tilletiaria anomala UBC 951, 2270 nucleotides long. RefSeq lists its product as uncharacterized. The record is from RefSeq and is a predicted model, not a curated record. The coding region runs from base 103 to 2121 and encodes 672 amino acids. Lineage: Eukaryota; Fungi; Basidiomycota; Exobasidiomycetes; Georgefischeriales; Tilletiariaceae. The transcript is spliced from 2 exons.
CGCUUCUCAUCCAAAUGCUCCAACUUUCAGUGUCAAGGAAGAGGGAAGACACCAAAGGGCCCGCAUCAAAUUUAAGUAGAACAUACGAGAAACAAAGCUGGCAUGAUGCAGGAAACUGAAGAUGGCCCGCCCAAAAAGAAGGGCGGCGCAAAGGGGAGCUGGAUCCUGCGCAAGUUGAGAGGAAAACCGAGCCAGGUGCAGACGCCUGAUGCGGCAGGAGCAGGAACAGCGGGAGUCCAGCCCGCUUCCUUUUUGUCUCCUGCAGCGACGAGCAAGAUCAAGAGCAAAACCAAAAGGGGAGGCCCGAGCUCUUCUGCGAUUAGCCCAGCCCAGACCCAGCCCAGCCCCUCACUCUCUGAAAAAGGAACGUCAGCAGCUCUCGGCGGAUUCAGAUCAUCAACUGCCGCGGAUGGCCUUGCAGACACCCUGCGCCUGCCAACAACGUCCGAAGACGGCAGCAAAGCUCCGCGAUUGGGCGAACUGCCUACAGUCGGGUCUAUCUUUUCCGCCGAAGACAUCGGAGGCUCGGCACUCGCCACCGGUGCCGCCUCCACGAUGUCAUCAACGCCAGCGCCCACAUCAGCACCGGAGCGGACUCCUGCAAUAGUAUAUGCGAUUUCCAGCAGUCAGGAUCCUUCGUCUCCACUUUCCACGGGAGCAAGGGGUAAUAAUAGCAACUAUCUGCUGGACCGCUCUACCCGCGCCGACCAAGACAGCUUCAAAGGCGGCGCUACCUCCUCUUUGAUAACGGGCACCGCACAAGGCGAGAACGAAGUUGGUCUCACUUCCACCACAGGAACACUCAUGUCUGGUGGCAGUGCAGACUUUCGUGGCUCCUCCGAAGGGGAGACAGCGCAUGCAGCAGGCACGGUGGAUGCGAGCAAUGGUGGUGCGGAGCCCACUGCCGUGCUGAGGAGCCAGUCAGGAAAUAUGCCUAGCGGCGAUCAAGUCGAAAAACCAGCCGGGCAGGGCGGAAAUGGAGACGAGGAGACAUCGUGGUCCGCCGCUGGAGAUUCAGACGCAGACGAUGAUUUCAGCAGCGGGCGCGGAGCGCAUAGAAGGGACUCGACAGAUGCCGGAACAAUGGAUACAGGUAAGAGUCGAGCAAGCACCAAACCUACCACCCUUAUGAGUCUUGACGGACCAGGUGGCGCAGGCGGCACACAUGCUCAUAUCGCCCAAGCACAGUCGCCUAGCCGCUACGACGCCGAGAGUGCCAUGACGGGUAACAAUUCAGCCGUGCAUUUCGCCGCGCCUUCUACCUCGUCUGGCGGACACGGCUACGGGCAAGCGAGCCAAAGCCAAGGUCACAGGUAUAGUCAAGGUGGGCACGGCCACAGUCACAGCCACGGAAUGAUUCGUUCUGAAGCGCGACCAAGCUCGUCGAAUGGAGGUCAUACGGCGGACGACCACGUCUCCUUAUCUUCGUCGUCCGCCCCUGCUGCGCCGUUCGUCAACGUCCCUGGCUACUCGCGUCCGCACCCAGCCAAUAAUCCCGCGCCAUCUGGAUUCCCAGCCGACAAUGCAAGCAUGCUGACGCUCGCGUCGUCCAAUGCGGCACACAGCAUGACUGGCGCCCCAAGUCACCGAAGCUUUGUCGGUGUUGGUUUCGGCGGAGGAGCGGGAAGUGGGCGCCCUCCGAGCUUGGGCGGCGCGAAAAGCAUCGUGAGCAGCCUGAUGGGCGAUCGACGCAACAGCUCCGACACACAUGCCAGCAUGAAGGCGCUCCCGCCACUGAGCAGGCGCGGUAGCGAUGAGAGCACUCGCACCAGCGGUGGUGGGACUGGGGCAGGCGGAGCGGGGGGCGUCGGCACGGAUCGAGACAGCCUAUUGGCUCAGGGUCAUACUUCUCAGGCAGCGCCGAGCAUCGGCAGCGUCGCACACUCUGCCUCCGCCCCUAGCCCCACUGCGGCCCCCUUCGUUGUUGCGCCUGGCGGACCAGGUGCGCCAUUUGACAGAAUCAGCAUGCACCGCACACCAUCGCAGCGAACAGUCGCGACGCAACUCUCCAUCCCACUUUCCACACACGCCGCCGCUGGUGGCUCUGGCGGCGCGGACGCGUCCGCUGCAUCAGCAUCGGCACCGGCACCGGCACCAGCGGCUGUCAGUACAAGUGCAUAGCAUGCUGAAUGGUCGUCUUUCCCUCUCAACUUGAUUACCGAUGAUCCUGCCCAAUCCAUCUCGCUCGCCUCCUCUAAAGCUUGAAAAGGUGUAUCUACUGUAGUUAGUAUGUAUAAGUUACACAUGUUCCAUUCCAAAUGAAUAAAAAG